This is a messenger RNA of Scomber japonicus (chub mackerel), 1139 nucleotides long. It is a transcript of the gene tmem229a, whose product is annotated as transmembrane protein 229A. The record is from RefSeq and is a predicted model, not a curated record. The coding region runs from base 48 to 1139 and encodes 363 amino acids. The transcript has a single exon. Lineage: Eukaryota; Metazoa; Chordata; Actinopteri; Scombriformes; Scombridae.
UGUGUGCAUUAAGGACAACUCAGUCUCUCCACACAAAGUAAAUUAUUAUGGCUGGCCGGUUGCGAGACGGUCCUCGCAACAGUUCAGCAGACUCCGUCGGUGGCCUUAAAACGACGCGGAUGCCCCGACAGCCAGAACCGCAUAGAGAGCGCGAGGACACGGCGGAGUCACUGCAGGAACUGCCGCGAUGGAUGCGGCUUUACUUCUACGGGAUGCACGGCGUGACUCUGGAUGUCCUGCUGUCAUCGGUUCAAGGGGUUUUAAAUGAUCGGGACCCCAAACUGGUUGGGUUUUCCUCUCCGUAUCUUUGCAUCAUGCAUUCACUGACCCACUUCGCCCUGGAAAAGAUUUACUCUCAGAAGAGGUGUUUUCGAGGUCGGCCUGUGGUGUUUCAUCUUGUUUUCUAUCCGUCUGUCUACAUCGGGCUGCAGAUUCUGAUCGGGAACAUCAACACGCUGACCGAGCAGGUGAGGAUGAUAUCGGGGACGCAGCUGGCAGUGCACUACAUCCUGGCUCUGUAUUUCGCUCAUGUGUUUCAUAGAGGGUUUUCCAGGCUGCAGUAUCACACCUCCUGCCCCGGCACAGACCCCCAGAGCAAGCCCGGCCCGGAGCAGAGUGCACCUGCUCGGGGGCCUCUUCACAGCCUGCCCGGAUUUGUGCGGUUCUUGUUUUUCGGGAUGCAUGGCUUCCUAGACGAGGUGGUUUUCACCUCAAUAUUCAACCUGGUGGAGAAGUCGGACCGGAGCCUCAGUGGGCACACGUCCCUGUGGUCUUUCCUGAUGUACGGUAGCUGCAGCUUCGUAGUGGAAAAGCUCUACCUUUACCUGCACUUCAGCAGAGGCUGGGGGAUGCUGUGGAGGCUCCCCAUCUACAUCUGUUUUAUCUACACCUGGGAGUUCUCCUGGGGUCUGGUCCUGAGGCAGUUUGACGCCUGCUCCUGGGAUUAUUCCCAUUAUCCUCAUAACUUCAUGGGACUGAUCACCCUCCUUUACCUGCCAGGCUGGGUUUGUCUGAGUCUCUAUCAGGACGUGCUGUCUAAUGUCCUGCUGAGGAUCAAGUGCACCAAAGAUGUGACUGAUUUGAGUGAGGAGAUUGGAGAAGUCAAUGGACAAGUCGAAUCUAACAAAAAAAUACUUUAA